AUGGAGGCGCUUGCCGGCGCAGACGACGCCGGGCUCCGGCGCCAGUGGCGCUGCGGCGGCGCAUCCGCGGUCUUGCUCUGCUACGCGCCCAGGGUCCGGCCCGCGGGCCAUGGGCGCGCCCGCAAGCUCACGCGACGCCGUGCCUGGUUCUGCCCCGGCAGCCGCAUCCAGCGGGGGUUCCAGUGCUGCAGUUGCGACAAGGGGCACAUGUAUAAGUACUGGCGUGGGUACGUUGAGUCCCCUUCUGGGAAUGGCCAGGGCGGUUUCACGAAGAGGGUGGAUACCGGUUGUCCUGCGUCAGAGAUCUUCAUGCUCAACAAGUCUUUCGGCGUGCAUGAUCAGUGGGCGCAGCGGUGGGCCUGCCGUUUGUACGCGCACAGGGCGUCCUUCCUUGGAGAGGCCCAGAUCUUGCGGGCGUUGGAACCAGAAGUCGCCACGGAGACUCUGGAGCAAUCGCUGGAAUCCGCAUGGGUGCGGCACCAGAUGUGGCAGAGAUCUUUGGAGCGCGAGGGCGCUCGCGCUGCCCUGGCAAGCUCUUUGUUGGAAUUGCCUCUGGAGGGCUUCCUGCAGAGUUGCGCAUCCUGGUACCGCCCUCUCAUGAAGGAGCGCCGCCUCCGCGCGUGGCGGGCCAGCGGAGACAGGAUGGACAUCGUCUGCGUCGACGGCAACGCCAAGCUGUACCGGCGAUCGUGCGGCGCGCCGUGCGCCGAGGCCGUUUACCACGACGCCCUGGACUUGCACUUGGUGCGUGGUUGCCCAGAGUCGCCUUUGCAGAAAGGAGUGCUUUGCCGGCGUCACCAGGAGCUCGCCGACCGCCCUGCCCUCGCUGGAGAAAUCGAAGCGCACCGCGUGCGGGCGCCCCUGUCCGCCAUGGCUUACCUUGACGUUGAAGUGCGAAUGACGGGCUUCGCUAAUUGGCAGCCCGCGUGCACGGUCCCCGACUCGACCGUGCAAGCGCAUUUCGCUAAGAAUGCAGAACAG
Prorocentrum cordatum is the source of this 981-nucleotide messenger RNA. Lineage: Eukaryota; Dinophyceae; Prorocentrales; Prorocentraceae. The record is from the annotation of a GenBank genome assembly.